Messenger RNA from Eremothecium gossypii ATCC 10895, 912 nucleotides. RefSeq names its product putative peptidylprolyl isomerase CWC27 (gene CWC27). Gene Ontology annotation, cellular component: catalytic step 2 spliceosome. Lineage: Eukaryota; Fungi; Ascomycota; Saccharomycetes; Saccharomycetales; Saccharomycetaceae. The record is from RefSeq and is marked provisional. Gene Ontology annotation, biological process: protein peptidyl-prolyl isomerization. Gene Ontology annotation, molecular function: peptidyl-prolyl cis-trans isomerase activity. Bases 1 to 912 code for a protein of 303 amino acids. The transcript has a single exon.
AUGUCCAGCGAACCAUCCGCUAGUGGCAAAUGUGUACUAUACACUACUAAGGGCGAACUUCAAAUAGAGCUCUGGGCGAAGGAGUGCCCGAAAACGGUGCGAAGCUUUUUGCAGUCGAUUCAGGACGGGAAAUGGGAUGGAAUCGUGCUCGGGAAGGUGGCGGAGGAUGCAGUGUGGGCACCAGCAGGUCUGUGCGCAUGCAGUGCGGAGAUAAACGGGCGGCUGCGGUUUAAUCGGCGCGGGCUGGUCGGGAUGGCGCCAGGCCAGGACCAGCCGUUCUUCACGCUGGCCAGCAGAGGCGAGCUAGACGGGCGGGCGGUGGUGUUCGGGACGCUGGUGGGGCAGUCUGUAUACCGGCUGAUGGAGAUCGCGCAGGGGGAGGUAGGCGACGACGGGAAGACGUUCGUGUACCCCGCGGAGGUGCGGCGGGCAGAGGUGACAAUCCCGUACUUCGAUGGGCUGUCAGGGCAGAAGCGGCGCGCGGAGCCCGAGCAGCAAGCGGCGCCGCGUCCGCGGAAGAUUGCGACGCGGGUGCGCCUGGAAUAUGAGGAGAGCGAAGACGAAGCCUCAGACCCGCCGCUGGACGUCCGCAUAAGGGCAGCGCAUGACAUAUUGCAGGACGAGCGGCUCACGGAUGCCUUGCACGGGGACAGUCCGCCGCCACGGCCCGCAGAGGCCCCGCGGGGAUCUGACAGUGCUCCCUGCGUAGCCUCUCCAGACAGACGCGCGGAGGCCGCUCCCCCCACCGACGGGCCGCCUUCGCGAUGUGCAUCCUUGGCCGGACCGGCGCCCGCAUCUCCUGGCCCAGUAACGGACCUGGCCCCCCAGCUCUCAGCCCGCGAGCAAGGCACGCUUUCGUCCCUGGCCGAGUUCAGGUGUAAGCGCGGAGGGAAAAACCCUCUCCUGGGCUAG